GUGUAAUAGAACAGAAAUAGGUUGGUUUGCAAAUUAAAUUGGCAAACAUCUGUGGUAGCUUGGAUCAGUCAUGAAACAUCUGAUGGUGAGGUUCAUGAUGGAUGCUGGAUAAUUGAUGAUGAUGAUGAUGGACAGUAUCAUGCGUUCACAUGCCCCAAUGUAAUUCUUUCACAGGUCUGAAAGACGGUUUACAUAUCGGGAACCUCUUCAGGAAGUGCUGUGUGUCAUUGGUCCUCAAAGUACAAGAAAUGUUUCCGGAAAUAGGUCCACGAAAACUGUAAAAUUGAUUUUAAAGCUCCCAUCAUGUGAUGUCCAGCACAUGUUGUUUGAGAUGCUAUUUAACAGAGACAUCAACUGUGGCCAUUCAAACUACUCUAAAUUUGGACCUUUGGUAAGACUGGAUGCAUGAUGCUCUCCUCAACUAAACGCAGCAAGUUAAUUUUCUUUGUUAAUGGGAAAAGGAUAACAGAAAAUAAUGCAGACCCUGAGGAGAUGCUCCUUGGCUAUCUUAGAAGGAAAGUUGGUCUCACAGGGACAAAGUAUGGCUGUGGAGGAGGAGCGUGUGGAGCGUGCACAGUGAUGCUGUCCAAAUACGAUCCUCUCCUGGACAGUGUGCUUCACUACACGGUGAUCGCCUGUCUUCAGCCCAUCUGUGCGCUGCACGGCACAUCCGUGGUGACCGUGGAAGGCAUCGGCAGCACCAAGACCAAACUUCACCCUGUCCAGGAGCGCAUAGCAAAGGCUCAUGGUUCUCAGUGUGGCUUCUGCACCCCUGGUAUGGUGAUGUCCAUGUACACUCUACUGAGGAACAAGCCCCAGCCCACCAUGGAGGACAUCACAGAGGCACUGGCUGGGAACAUCUGCCGGUGCACAGGCUAUCGGCCCAUCAUCGAUGGGUUCAAGACCUUCUGUGACGCCACUGACUGCUGUCAAACUGGAGAUGGAGAGCAGAGGUGUUGUGGCAGUAAUGGACCCUCCAGCACAAAUGGAUGUAAAGAUACGUCUGAGAAGCUCUGUGACAUGGAGAAUGCCUUACCACUGGACCCAACUCAGGAUCUCAUAUUUCCACCUGAACUUAUGCUAAUGGGGAAAAGUCAUGAGAGCCACCGCUUAUACUUCAAAGGGGAAAGAGUGAAGUGGAUUUCAGUGGAGGAGCUGGAUGAUCUGCUAGAACUGAAAGCUGAACAUCCUGAUGCCAGACUGAUUGUUGGAAACACUACUGUGGGACCCAAGAUGGUGCUGAAGGAUGCACACCACCCAUUGAUUAUCUAUGCUGGAGGGAUUUCAGAGCUGAGGACAAUUCGGUGGACUGACCAAGGUGUGACUGUAGGUGCUGCGUGCACUCUCUCCAUGCUGAAGGAAACUCUCGAGGUGGCUGAACGGCGGCUGGGGCCAGAGAGGAGCAGAGUGACCCAGGCCUUAGUGACCACACUGCGGUGCCUGGCAAGCAAGCAGAUCCGCAAUAUGGCUACUAUUGGCGGAAACAUCCUAAGUGCCAACCCCAAAUAUGACCUGAAUAGCAUCCUGGCUGCAGCAGGGUGCACUCUCCAGGUCAUCUCAAAAGAUGGGACAAGAGAGAUCCCGCUGGAUGAAAACUUCUUCGCUGGGUUUGGCAAGACAAUCCUAAAGCCCAAUGAGGUUCUUCAGUCUGUGCACAUUCCCCUCACUGGACCUUGGGAGUUUGUGUGCGCCUUCCGUCAGGCGCAGCGGAGAGAGUUUGCCUUCUCCAUGGUGAACGCUGGCAUGAAGGUGACCCUGAAGGAGGGCACUGAUGGGGUGGAGUCCCUGCGGGUGUUCUACGGAGGGGUGGGACCCACGCUGAUCCAAGCCAGACACACCUGCAAAGAGCUCGUAGGACGGCCCUGGAGAGAGGAGCAGCUGGAGGAUGCCCUCAUGCUUCUGCGGGAGGAGAUCGAUCUCUCCCAGGGAGCCCAUGGAGGGCGGGAGGCGUACCGCGAGACCCUGGCGCUCAGCUUCUUCUUCAAGUUCUACAUGCAUGUCCUGCAGGAGCUCAGGGAGAAGGAUGUGUGCAUCAGUGACAUACCACUGGAUCACCUCAGCGCUCUGAAGUCCUUCAGCAAUGAAGCUCCACAGGGAAAGCACUCUUACCAGCUAGUUGCUGAGGCCCAGUCCUCCAAGGACCCAGUUGGACGGCCCAGAAUGCACCAGGCUUCUUACCAGCAGGCUACGGGCGAAGCACAGUACUACGAUGACAUACCACCUGUCAGAGGAGAGCUUUUUGUUUCUAUGGUGACCAGUACGAAAGCUCAUGCCAAGAUUCUUUCCAUCGACGCCUCAGAUGCUCUUGCUACUCCAGGGGUCGUGACCUUCAUCUGCGCCGCCGAUGUCCCUGGUCAGAACCGACGGCUGUGGUUCAACAACGUUGAAGAAUUAUUCGCUGAAGAAGAGGUGGUGUGUGUGGGUCAGAUAAUUGGUGCCGUGGUGGCCGAGACCCGCGAGCAGGCCAAGAGGGCAGCAGGAAGGGUCAGACUGACAUAUGAGGACCUGCUCCCUGUGUUCUUCACCAUACAGGAGGCCAUAGAGCAUGAGUCUUUCUUCAACCCCAAGAGGAAACUGGAGAGAGGCGAUGUGGACAAGGCCUUUGAGGAAGUGGACUGCAUCUUAGAAGGGGAGAUGUACAUGGGCGGGCAGGAGCACUUCUACCUGGAGACCCAGGGGGUGAUCGCUGUGCCCCGCCCGGAGGCCGGCGAGAUGGAGCUGUUUGUGGCCAGCCAGCACGCUGCGUAUACUCAGGAAGUCGUGGGCACCACCCUGGGUAUUGAUGCCAAUAAAAUCACCUGUCAUGUGAAGAGGCUUGGAGGAGGUUUUGGGGGGAAAGUCAUGAAGAUCGCCUCCCUAUCAGCCAUCGCAGCUACGGCUGCACACAAGACUGGCCGUGCAGUUAGAUGUGUUUUAGAUCGGAGUGAUGACAUGCUGAUUACCAGUGGAAGACAUCCGUUCCUGGGGAAGUAUAAGGUUGGCUUUAUGAAAGAUGGGACAGUUCUGGCAGUGGACAUGACAUACUACAGUAACGGUGGAUGUACACUGGACGAGUCCUCAUUUAUCAUGGAGAAAGCUCUCCUUCACAUGGACAACGGCUACCGGAUCCCCCACAUGCGUGGGCGCGGCCUGGUGUGUAGGACCUACCUGCCCUCCUACACGGCCUUCCGCGGCUUUGGGGGGCCGCAGGGCCUGACCAUGAUCGAGAGCGUCCUGCAGGAAGUGGCCACACACUGUGGUCAGCCCGCUGAGAGGGUGCGGCAGCUGAACAUGUACAGAGAUGAGGAGUCCCUCACCCACCACGGGCAGCUCUUCUGCCCCAGCACCAUGCUCCGCUGCUGGGAGGAGUGUCUGGACAAGGCCCAGUACCACACCCGGAGGCAGGCCAUCCAGCUCUUUAACGCCCACAACUACUGGAGGAAGAGAGGAAUCUGUGCUGUGCCCCUCAAAUUCGGCAUCGGCUUCUCCAAGGGCUUCUACAACCAGGGCGCGGCCCUGGUGAACAUCUACAAAGACGGCUCUGUGCUGGUAUCUCACGGAGGGACGGAAAUGGGGCAGGGCAUCAACACCAAAGCCAUACAGAUUGCAAGCCGCAUCUUGAAGGUGCCCAUGUCACUGGUCCACAUAAAGGAGACGUGUACGGGCAAUGUGCCCAACGCUGCCCCCUCAGCCGCCUCCUUUGGCACCGACGCAGUGGGCAUGGCUGUAAAGGAUGCUUGUGAGACAUUAAUGAAUCGCCUGGAGCCAGUGAUGCAAAAACAUCCAAACUACUCUUGGCCUCAACUGAUUGUUGAAGCAUACUGCCAGAAGAUUAGCCUCUCUGCCACUGGCUUCUUCAUGGGUGCCCACACUAAUGUGGACUGGGAGAAGGGUGAGGGGAACGCCUACUACUACUUCACCUUUGGGGCCUGCUGCUCCGAGGUGGAGAUCGACUGCCUUACAGGAGACCAUAAAAACAUCAGGACUGAUAUAGUAAUGGAUGUUGGACAGAGCCUGAACCCAGCUCUAGAUAUCGGACAGACCGAGGGAGGCUUUGUGCAGGGCGUCGGCCUCUACACCAUCGAGGAGCUGCAGUUCUCCCCGGAGGGGGUUCUGAUGACCCGCGGGCCGUCGCAGUACAAAGUCCCGGCACUGUCUGAUGUCCCCACGCAGCUCAACGUCCACCUGCUUCCCGACUCUCACAACCCCCAUGCCAUCUACUCAUCCAAGGGGAUUGGUGAGCCACCCGUGUUCUUUGGCUGCACCCUCUUCUUUGCCAUAAAGGAGGCGAUCGCGGCUGCCCGUAGAGAGCGAGGCCUGAGUGACCGCUUCCCACUGAGCUCCCCCGCCAGCGCAGAGAAGAUACGCAUGGCCUGUGAGGACCAUUUCACCAAGAUGGCUCCCUCUGCACAGAAAGGACCCCGCAGACCGUGGAAAAUCAAUGUCUGAGCCCAUGAGGACCCCAGAAGUAACUCACUUACUACUGAAAGAAAAGAAGAGGGUUUCAGUCAUGUAGUCAAUAGGUUCAGUGGCUUCUCUGUGGUGCAUCUGCCACAGCUAAGACAGCCUGGCAUGCCUUGCAUGACAUUUGGUAACACUUUACUACCUACCGGUCUGGAGCCAGAGCCAUGCUUCUGAGCCAACACACCAAAAUGUUGUGCUGCAUGUUUGCCAACCUCAUCAGCUAAGGCAUUGCCUUCUGUGUGGUUGUCAUUCCCAGCAGAGUGGCCUUUAAAAAUGGCUAUUUGUUUGAGAAGCACCACUGCCUUACCCAUAAUGAGAGAUUGGUUUACCUUCAGCAGUUUUUUAAAACCUCUCUGUUCCCACAAAGGCCCAAAAUCAUGACCUACACCAAAAGCAUACCUGGAGUCUGUACGUUGUUAAAGAAAUAAAUGUCACACACGAGUCAAAGCCACCACCUUAGCACCCUGUGCAGAGAAAAUGUCGAGGGACCCCACCUCCCAAACCACAUUUAGGAGCUGGACAAUGGCAUAACCACAGUGCAAUUCAGUAUCAGAAACUUUAAAAAAAGGGCCAGCCACAUAGAAGUCCACAGCACCUUCAAUAGGACUGGAACACAGAUCUGAUUUUCUGUUUCUAGCUUGUAGCAGACACGUCGUUUCCCACUGGGAGUCCCUGCAUUCUCUCCCUCUCAUUGGCCAUUUCUGGGGUUCUCCUUCAGAUGAUCGCGACUAGUGCUGACAUACAAACAUUCAAUAUUUAGCAGAAAUCUUCAUCUUUGUACGCAUUCCAUUUCAUGUGACUAACAAGUUGUUCUCUUCCACUGUGAGGCAAAAACAUUUCUGAGACUAUGUGCUGUCCUGAUUCUUGAAUUCUUUAGCUAUGAAAGAUCUCAUUUAAAUGUCUCACUUCAACUAAGAAUUGUAUACAACUUCAUACAACGAUUGGAAUGACCAAUACUUAACUGUUCUUUUGGUUGGGGGUAUGGGGAUCAUGUGGAUUUGAUUUGCCAUGUCCAUGGGUGGUGUCCAGUCUGAUACACACAAACACCAAGCAUUCUGAUUUAUAUUCUGGG
Alosa sapidissima (American shad) is the source of this 5515-nucleotide messenger RNA. RefSeq names its product aldehyde oxidase 5 (gene aox5). The transcript is spliced from 36 exons. The record is from RefSeq and is a predicted model, not a curated record. The coding region runs from base 406 to 4428 and encodes 1340 amino acids. NCBI's taxonomy places the organism in Eukaryota, Metazoa, Chordata, Actinopteri, Clupeiformes, Clupeidae. Gene Ontology annotation, molecular function: FAD binding; oxidoreductase activity; iron ion binding.